Messenger RNA from Porites lobata, 31889 nucleotides. The record is from the annotation of a GenBank genome assembly. NCBI's taxonomy places the organism in Eukaryota, Metazoa, Cnidaria, Anthozoa, Scleractinia, Poritidae.
AUGGUUCUUCUACCUAAGAUCCAAGAAGCGGCCAUUGUGGAUAACUUAAAAAAGCGUUACAUGGAUGAUCUUAUUUUCGUAUCCUUUUUCAAUACUGCUAAACUUUAUCCUUGCAAUGCGGUGUGCGGCGAAGCUGGCAUGAACUUCACCUUGUGUAUCUUGUCCUAACACCUUAGGCAUAUUUUUAGAAACUGCGUACAGUCUUUCUUUUUCGUUUUAAUAUGAGCUUAAAAUUCGCUCAUAUUCUUUAGCACAAGAUAUCAUUGAUAGUUUAAUCUAGGAUUUCAAUAAGUAACCUUAAUGUGAGCUCAAAUGUGGUGGUUUUCCGUGGGUUUUGUUUGUGAAGCUUAAGCCAGCUGAAUAAGACAAAGAAGACUUCAAUAUUAUGCAGGGCUGACCGCUAAAAUAAUCGCACACUGUUAAGCAGGAGAUAAGUUUACCUUUCUUAUAUUAAAGCCUGUCUUAAUGUUCCUAAAGUUUAUUUUCGUGUAUUAAAGUGGGAUUAUAAUUUGAGCUUUUUCUCAGCGGGGCGUCUUUCAAACAGAGGUGGUUUACUUUGUAGCUGUAAACUUCCUAAAUUGAAGCUUAUUUGACAACAGCUGACUCCUAGUUAGUUUUUUUACAUCACUAUUCAUAAAAGUUUAGUGGCAUAUGAAAAGCAAUUCAUGUGCCACUCAAUUGAGAUGGAUAGUGAAUAAACUUCAUCUUGACCUAACAAUCUACAUGUAAAAUUCACUGAAAAUUUCUUUUCUCACACAUGUAGGCUUAAAUAAAUAGAAACAUGUAAAAUUGUUAUACAUAGUUUAUUAUUUGAGGAAGUUAAGAAAAAGGCAGCCAAAGGCUAAUAGUUCUUUUAUAUGGAUUUUUAACUGCUUUAUAUUUAUAUAUUUAUUAUUUUAUUUAUUGCAAUUAUUAAGGGCAAAUAAAAAAUGUUGAUAGUGUGUGUGAAAAAUGUAGUUAAAAUACUAUCAUUUCUAUACUUAGUCUGUUGGCUACAGAGGCUGUCAUUUUCCACUUGAGCAGUCAUCUGAAACAAUCUUCACCAGAAUGAUUUAGUCGAAAGGAAUGUUGUCCCAUCACCUGGUCCAGCACUUGCCUGGGCAACUACAUUCUUGGACAUUUACAGGUCUUAGCAUGAAUUGCAGUGCAAGUCCUAGGUGACUAGUAAGGUAUUUAAACAUACCAUACACAGGAUUUCUCCAGAGGUGGUUACCCUCUUACUGCUAGUUUGCACUUCUUGGUGGUAGUAAGCCGAUCGUCAUUCUCUCUAUGGUCAUUGCUAAAGAGAAGAACUUAAUUUAACCCUUUCAGCCCAAAUAUCCACAUGAAAAUUCUCCAGACUGAUUUCCAUACAUUUCCUUAAAGAAUUGGUUGAGAGAGUUUAUUAAAAGAUCAAAACAUUUUCUCUUUUGUAAUCAUUUGAUCAAUUUUUGUAACCCUUUUCUCCAGAUUAUGUAUGGAUAUUGUUAGGAGAAAACUGACGUUUGGUCACUCAUGGGGCAAAAGGGUUAAAGUAAUGAGUAUUUAAUUAUUUCAAGUGGUGUAAUUAUACAAGGAAGCAGGUUAUUUUACAUUUAAGCUGUAAUUCAUACCUUGAUAGCUUAUACACUAAUAACUGUUCAAUUUGAAGUACUUAGUUAAAUAAAACAUGAUAUGAAGUUGUUUUGUACACUUAACCUGUCCAACGUACAGACAUACAUUGGUCCUGUCUUGAUCUCUGUCAACCCAUUUAAACAGAUGCCAUACUUCACUGAUAAAGAAGUUGACAUGUACCAAGGAGCUGUAAGUGGAUAUAAUUAUUGAGCCAAAAACUGAUGCAAACUACAGCCCAAGUUUUCUCUGUAGCAGAGAAUGCUGAAUUAGCGGAAGGGUGUAACCUAAAGAAUUUUUUAUAGGGAGGCUUGACUUUAAGUUCCAACCCCUUAGUGAUUUAUCUAUGACCAUUUAUGACCGAAAAAGUACCCCUUUUGUAUACCUUUGGUUGAAAGUUGGCACAAUUUUUUCAUUCUAGCCUACUCUAAAAGGUUAGGGUUAGAAUCUAACACAAAGCCAAUAAGUUUAAUAAUAACUGCUGUAACUGGCCGUCUCAAGAAUAACUUGCUAAAACGGGAAGUCUUCUUGUCAUUUUCAUUGAUCAUGUGUUUAUAAAUGAAAAAUUAUGAUACUGCCAAAAUAUGCACCAGUUCAAAAAAGAUCCUUUUAAGUACCUAAAUGGCAAAUUUCUGAUCCUAAUCUUUUAUAACUUCAGCUCUUGAUGUCACUACCUUCUUUCAGUCAAAUCCAACUAGUGGUCUAUUAUCAAUUCUGCAUUCUGAUUGGUUGAGCUAAUACUAGGCUAUAUGUUAUAGCCCACUAGUAGCGAAAAUGCUUUUUGGUGACAAAAAGGGAUUUAAGUCUAGCUUUUAACUACCUAAAUUUUUUUUAUUCUCGAUAUUUUUGACCAACUAGUUGGAUUUUACUAAAACAAUUAUUCCUCUCGCCCUCAUGGCCUCUGAGUUGGCCUCAUGGGCUAUUGACUCAGAGCCCAUUCGGGUUCAAGGAAUAAUAAUAUCGUUAAAUAUUUCUGAAAAUUAAAAAAGGUCAUUGGCCAUUUUAGUAAGUAUCCCCAUUGGGUUUAGUGGCUUGUGGCAGCUAAUUUCUUAUUAGUUUGAUGAUGAGAAGAACAGUACUGAUCUAUAAUGUAUCUUUGGGCAAAAUGUAAACAAACAGUCGUGAGAAACAUUGCCACUCAAAUGAAGUACUUUUCCCACAAUACAAUAAUUUGUUAAAUUUGUAUACUAUCAUCAUGAUGGUAUGUUAUAUUGUGCUUAUUAUUUCAACUCACAAUAAGUUAAAGAUGGCCAAAACAAUUCUUAAUAAUAGCAGGGUAUAUAUUUUCUUUCUGUAGGCAUCGUAUGAAAACCCACCUCACAUUUAUGCCUUGACUGACAACAUGUACAGAAACAUGUUAAUUGAUCAGGAAAACCAGUGUGUUAUUAUCAGGUAGACAACUGUCUUAUGUUAAGUUCUUUCCCUAUCAAGUACUGAUACUAACUGACAUAUCUCUAGGACUGUGAUGUACAGUACAGUUGACUUUCUCUUAAAGCCUGGUUUUCACUAGUGAUGUAAACACAAACACAACAAUAAAACUUGUUUUACCAUGAAAACAGUCUAGCCACCAGCAUAUGUUAUUGGUCAAAUGCAGAUUUCAGGUUAAUUUUGAUUUAACCUAGGUUGAUUCUCAGUUUCCUUCGUCUCCCAGCCCUUGGAGACAAAGAAAAUCAAGAAUCAACCGAGGUUAAAAAAUUUUAACUUUAGAGCCACUUUGACCUGUAACUAUACAGUGAGAGCUUAAGUGCAAUAACCACAAGGCACUAAUUUUUCCUGUACUUUUGCGCUUAUUAUACUGUCGCAUUUGUGUCACUUCUUGUUUUGACUUGACACAAGAAUGCCUUAUGCUUGGUUAAAUGAAAAUCAAGCUCCCUGAAAGUGACAUUGAGGGUCUAAUAGUCCCUGCCUAACUUCAGAUGUUUAUUUUUUACUUUCCACUUUCCUGCAAUGUAGGUUCUUCUCUAAGAGUGACACUUGGUGUCAAUUCAAGCUGUGUCUGUCAUACAAGACAGUUAACGCUAGCAAUCCCUCAAUCCUGUUUUUUGUGUGUUGCCCUUUGCCCCUCUUAAAAGUUUCCAAAAAGGGGAACAAGAUAUCUUUCUCCUGGCAUAACCUAUUUAGUUAAACCUUUAUGUGUAAAAAUGUUGUUCAGCAACUAGUGGUCUUAUUCAAUAUUACAUGUACACUGUAUGAGGACUCAAAAGUUCCUUCAGUUUGUGUUAUUGUCUCUGUUGUAAUGGGUUACUCGUUUCCGGUCCGCAUUAACAUCACAUUUACCGAAAUUGUUACUCCCCAAUGACUGGUCUUGGCUUUGCUUGGGCUUUGUGUGUGAACAUUAUACAUGUUUGACUGUGCUAUGAAAUGAAUAUUACACAUAGUUUGUUAUAACUAUUUGAAAUGUGUUUUUAUUACAGUGGAGAGAGUGGAGCUGGAAAGACAGUUUGUGCCAAGUUCAUCAUGAACUAUCUUGCCAAAGUGUCUGGAGGAGGCCCAAGUGUACAGGUAAUCUGUCUUUCUACAUCAUUACACAGGUGCAUUAAUUUUUACACUUAGACUUAACUCUUGUGUUUAGAAGGGGCAAAGUAAUGACAGCAACAUCAACAAGUAAAACAACAGUGCUGCACAUGAAACAUACGCUUUUUGGUACAUUUCUUUGAUAUCCUCUAUACAACCGCAUGCUGUAUAACAUAAACAGGUUGUAAAGGCACACUGACAAAUUUCAUUUCUCUUUUUGAACUUGUAUGCGGUUCCUAACAGUUCAACUGCAUUAGAAUUCAUCAACAUUUGGUAAAUCAAGCAAGGCAAUAUUUAUAAAUAACAAUCAUUAAAUCUGAAAGAACACAAAUUCACUAACAUACACCUGUUAAUGAAGUUUUCACUUCUAUUAUUGUUGUGGUUGCUUAUACUCCCUAUCAAGUACAAUGGAGAGUCUGAGCAGAAAGAUUGUUCAUGAGCUGUUAAGAGUAUACUGUAACAUCACUGAUACAUUUUUUAAUCACUGAUCCAUAUUUCCACAGAAAGUCAAAGAUGUCAUUUUAGAGUCUAAUCCUCUUUUGGAGGCUUUUGGUAAUGCCAAGACAGUCAGAAAUAACAACUCCAGUAGAUUUGUAAGUUGGGAUCAAAAUGUUUUGUGUUGUGUUUUUCUUUUUCAUUUAUUUUGUUAUGUAUCACAUGGUAGCCAUGGAUUUCAUGACUUGUGGACUCAUUUGAUAUCACCUUGAGAUGUAACAUUUACAUGUUCCAUCUUAAUGAUAAACAACCUUGACAGCUUUUUCUAGACAUGAUAUUCACUUCUUAUACGUUACAAAGUGAUAUUGGUUUACAUCUUACAGCUCCCUACCUACCUCACUAUAGUCUUAGCUACUCAUUCAUGUUCCAGGGUUCAAGUCUUCUGGAACUUAAGUGUCUGCAAAUGUUUCCUUCUGAAGUAGUGUUUAGGAUUGUCAUAAGCUGCCUGACCUUAAUGUUGUAGAGAUUAACAGUUGAAUAUGUGCAUGAUCACAGGCCCUUGUAAGAUGCUUGUGAUAAUUUUUGCACUUUAAAAGCGAUUUAUUCAACAUUUCUAGUUCAUGAUAUUGCUUACAGUAUAUUUAUUGUUUUCAUUAGGGAAAGUAUGUUGAGAUUCAGUUCACCAAGGGUGGACAACCUGAUGGAGGGAAGAUCUCGAACUUCCUGUUAGAAAAGGUGUGUUCCUUUACUUUGGGCACAACAUUUUGUAAAUUUGCAUAUUCUGUUGGGCUAGGUAUCGCAAACAGCUACUGCAGCCCUUUGACCCAUUUUUCGAACAAAGUACAUGUAUGUAGAUUGUUUCAAAGUAAAAAUUGCAGAUGUAUUUACUACAAUAUUUAAUUUAGAGUAAAAUAAGGUUAUACAAUGAACUUGAAUUUUAAUAACCAAAGAGUUAUUUACAAUAGAGCCUUACAGCUGCUACUCCUAAUAACACCAUCAUUGCUAUUUUAGUCUAGAGUUGUCAGUCAAAAUCCAUCAGAAAGGAGCUUUCAUAUUUUCUACCAACUUAUCGUGGGUUCAACGCAGGAAGAUAAAGGUAGAUUUAAGGUCCAUUUAUUCACAAUAUAAUUAUUAUAGUUAAAAUUAAAGUGUCAAAAUUAUUAUAUUUUUUUCUCCAAUAAUAGCCAAUUUGUUGAACAAUAGUAAAUACAUGUAGUAAUUCAUGUAUUAUUGACAAAGUCAUUUACUGUCAAAGUAUCAAAACCGUGAACAAAUGAAAUAUUUCAGAUAUGUUAACUUUGCUAUGACCAAUCACAGCAAAGAUUAGGGCAGUUGAGCGUGCCACAAAACCACAAACUUAUCGACGGUGUUAACCUUUUCUUUCUCGGCAUUUCAGAGAUAUUUCUGGUGUUCAUAGAACUUUUUGUUAGUUUCACAGUAGUGGGAGGGCAAUAGCAGAGCUCAAAAUAAUUUUCACACAGUGGCCAGACACGAUGACCAGCCAAAGAAAUUUUUGCUUGGUCAAGUCUCCUUUCUGACUGGUCAAAAUAUUAGAAAAAAAGUUAACUUAUCCUUGUGUAAUUUUCUGUCAGUGAACAUGAUUGUAUUUUUUUACAAAGAGACAAAACCUAAGAUUCAGAGGCAAUUAGGAUUUGGCUCUUUGUUCGAGAAAAGAGUGCAUGUGGUCAGUCAACAUGAUCGGCGAGUGAAGGUUUUGGCCAGUUUAGAUGCCAUUCUGGAUGGACAUUGUCCUUUCACUGGCCGUGACAUGCAUUUUGAGCCCUGAAUAGUAAUGAAAUAAAAGCUAAAAAUGUCUGAGAACUAAUUUAGAAAAGUGGUGAAAAAGCUACCACUUAAAUCUGAACUAUAAUUGUCAAACAUUGUGCUUGAAAUCUGGAAAGUUAGAAGCCAAAUGCAUAAAAGACUGUCAAGGAUGCAAUUGAUUACAAGAGCCUUCAACUAUUAACCUACUUUGACUGCGAAAAAUGAUUUUAAGAUGCUGGUUAACUCACGAGAGGUGUUAGCAAAAAUUUAAACUUUAAAGCAAUAAUAUUAUUAACCUAAAUAAUACUAUAAUAAUUAUUCUAAACUUAUUUAAUUGGCAAUUAAUGUGUGUUAAUUUUCCUCAAAGUGACUAUUAAAUCUACAUGCGUGUGUUCAAUAGGUCAGUUAGGUCUGACAGAUCCAAGUUAUUAUUAUUACCUGAAUCAAAGUGGUACAUACUCAGUGGAUGGUACUGAUGACGUCAAGGAGUAUGAAGAAACAAGGGUGAGUGAUUGUUGUAUGUUUGUUGUGUCUGUCCAACCUUUUCCCUCUGGUCAGAUCUGCAGCUGUACAUGUAAAACAAUAUAUGUAGCCUGCUUCUUACUUAGGAUUGUGGAAGUUAAAAAUGUGUUUAAAAUGAUCCAACAUCAUCCAACAACUGCUGGAUCAAAACAACACACUGAAGGAUGAUGUUGAGCCAUGAUUGUUGGGGCCUCUAAAAGUGUUGAUGGUGUCUCUUUGCCAUCUAACUUGUUGCAUGGGAAGGUUUAGUCAAAAAGAAUCUGGACUUGUUUCUCGUCAAAAACUUUAAACACCCAGUCACUGACACUGUUCAGUUGUGAGCAAAAUCUUAUAAAAGAAGCUUAAGUGUUGCAUUAUAUUGGACCUAUUUAGACAGGGCAUAACUAGUGUUAUGACAAGAAGAUAUCACUUAUAUACAGAGUUCUGUGACUGUCAAUCUGUUGAUCAUUAAUUUACUGCCAUGUUUGCAGAAAGCCAUGGAUGUUAUAGGUAUCUCAGAUGAUGAUCAAGCGAGUGUGUUGCAGAUAGUGGCCGGGGUUCUUCAUUUGGGGAAUAUCUCAUUCACUGAACAAGGCAAUUAUGCUGUGCCAAGUGAUGAUGAAUGUAUGUACUUUUUAUCGUUCUAUAUUUGUAAAGUAUCAAGUACAUUUGUAUCAAUAAAAUUCAUUAAGUUUUAUUUUCUUUCUUGUUGGCUGUUGCACUUAUGUUACCUAUCAGCUCAUACAUAGCAGACUGCAAAGAGGGUCAGUUUUAACUGUAGCUAGCAAGCACUAGCCCAAGAGUCUUUUAACUAGCUUGAAAAAAGAUUUGAUAAGCAGGAUUGAAUAGAAUUCUUCUAAAAUUUGAAUUCCUCUAAAGACUUCCCUUCCCCAUUAGGCAAGCAAUGUUAAGAACCGAAUUCACUAGCCCAAUAGCAAAAGUUGGACAUGACUUUCUUUCCAAGCUAUAUCGAUGUAAUGAUUGUAUUUGGGAAUCUGCACCACCGAAAUACUGUUGUACUUCAAUCCAUGUAUCACCCUAGCUGAUAGUAAUAAUCACCAAGAUUUCAAUUUGCCGGGUAAAUACAACAAGUAGGUGGGGAAUCAAACAGUUAGGGAUUUCUUUUGGUUCUAUUUUUCUUCUAUUUUCCUAUGAAAGUAGCUGGAGGCCACAUUCAUAGUUGCCAGGGGAAAUCCCCAGCCCCCGCCUCUUAAUGACAGCCUUUAAAUGACCAUGUCAAAGUGUUGUUAAGCAUUACAUGUUUGUUUGUAUAUCUUAACAGUCUUGGCCUAUCCAGCUUACCUAAUGGGUGUGAAUGACAUGUUAUUGAAAGAGAAGUUAACCAGGUACGAAGUCACUGGUGAAAGCUCAGAAGUCAUAAUGUGAACUGUUACUCUUGGUGAAGUCUAAAAUGUUUUUUUAUUAUGAGUCAAAGUUAAAUUGUGCCUCUGACUUUGUAGCGUGACAAAACAGCUGAUAUUCUGUAAUGCUACCACUGAUUUCCCAGUGAAAUGAUGUCUGAGAAAUGACUGCCGAAAUUCCAUACUGGUGACAUGUCACUACCCAGAUCUGGGUAGUGCUUCUGAUUGGUCGUGGUGUGAGGCAAAGUUGCUUCAACCAAUCAGAGGCACUACCCAGAUCUGGGUAGGAACACUUCACCAGUAUGGAAUUUCUGCAGUCGUUUCUCAGGGAGACCAGUGGUAAUGUUGCUAAAUGUUGGCUGUUUUCUCAGGAUACUGAGAAAUAAAGGGACUCUUGACAGGCCUGAAAUUUGUUUUAAGCUACGUAUUAUUGCAGAGUAACUGCAGUCAGCAGUAUUAAUUUUUCUUGUAGUGAGCUAGCAUCUACCUUCAACAUGAAAAAAAAAAUAGUCAAACUACAGUACAAUGUAUUACAGGGCUGUCACUAAGAUCUCAAGUGUGUGGGUGUAUCUAUUUUCUCGGCAGGGAAUUAAAGAGCGAGGAAGUCCCUUAAUUCUGUUUUCCUUUUGUUUCAUGUUAAGUUGCUGGGGUAAUGCCCAAUGACCCAUGGAAAUCCCCUGCCCCAAGCUCUUAGCAUUAGCCCUGUGUUAAGAAGCAUCUCCCUAAAGAGUUCCAUGUCCCAACCGGUACAAGCAUUCCUUUGGAAUUUAGGAUCAAUUAGUGUCUACUGCUCUGGAAAAACAAUUUUUUUAUUUUGAAUGAUAUAAUUAUUUUAGUAUAUUGUCAAGUAGUCUUGUUCAAGAAUCAAAAGCACACAGUUUGAUUGUGACUGACUUUUAGACAUACCGUCCAGUAUAUUGACUACCGUACAUCAGGUUGUUGCUCGCAAGAACAUCAAGCCUUUUUAUUUUUCUGGUUGAUAAGUUAUUUUUCACUUCAUAGCUGUUUCUAUCUUUUAUGCUUUUAGCCGUGUAAUGGAUAGUAAGUGGGGUGGCAAGACAGAGACCAUUAACAUGAAACUCAAUGUUGAACAGGUACAAAAUAAGAUUACUAUGAAACGUAAACAAAUGACUCACAUGCAUAAUUUUAGAUGUAGUAGUAUUUCUUUGUUUUGUGAUGUUGUAGGAUGCUUAAAAGGUGUGGUGACAAAGAAUGUUACAGUUUCAGAAGCUGAUAUAAAGUAACAUACUAAUGCAAAACUUCCUGCAACUGUGAUUUGACUCUUGGAAAUUUUAUUCAGAAAAUGGCAAAAAAAUAAAUAAUACGGUUAUUACAAAAACCUGAUAAGUCAUGAAAAAAUAAUGAGCAGUUGAACUCUAAUAAUUAUUAUUGUUGAGUGGACCUUGAGAAGAAACUAAAACUAACAGAUAAAAUCUUAAACACACAAAUUCACUUGCAAGUAGUACAAGACAAGUGCAAAAUGCAGUGUUGCUACAAGAAAGUUGUUGCUUGAACUUGAUUUUUAUUGUGUGGUAAUGGCUUGCAGUUAUUUUGUGCAAACUUUAUUUGUAAGUGAUUCUGCUGAAUAAGAUUGAUUUUGACUGGUGUUUUCUCAGGCCUGCUACACAAGGGAUGCUUUAGCUAAGGCUCUGUAUGCAAGAUUGUUUGACUUCCUUGUUCAGGUACUGACCUUCAAACUAAGGAAGCCUGUUUUUGAUUCUUGUACAGUAUUUCAUUUUUAUCAGUUUACAUUACCAUGUAAUUGGCCUCCCCCCCCCCCCCCCUUAGUUUAUACACAAUGAAAACAAAGACCAUAAACUUAAAACUUUCUGGCAUUCAAAACAGCAGCUGGCUGUCUUUGUACUUUCACUCCUCAAGUACAGAAAAUAAAAUACAGUUUCAAAACCACCUCUCAUUUUGGACCACCAAUUUUCACAUUUGAGGUGGCCAACCUCAGUAGAUUCUGCUGAGGAAAUCUCAUCCCUUAUUAAUCCUAUGAAAUUAUUUUGAAAACUUCUUUUGUAGUCUGUUAAUAAAGCCAUGCAGAAGAAAAUUGAUGAACUCACCAUUGGGGUGCUGGAUAUCUAUGGUUUUGAGAUCUUUCAGGUAAACUACAUAUUAGUGUCUUACUCUUACUAAAUUGAAUUAAUUUGAUACUGAUACUGUACAAUUUUCGAUGACAGUACAUUGCAGAAAUUUUUCAACAGUCAUCUUUGACCUGGACACAGUUAAUAUCCCUACAAUGUGCAAAUUAGCCCACAUGUUGGUUAGGGGGAUGUGGUGGCUGACUUUUCUAGCUAAAAUUAAGCAGUGUGCCCUACGAACAGUAAAGUUGUCUGCAUAGCAAUGUCAGUCACGCAGUUGAUUUGUUUACAUCUUGAGAGUUCUCUCAGGCAUAAACAAACCAACUACACAACUAAAAAGCAACACAUACAACUUCUUAAAAAAAAUUUAAUGCAAAAAGCCAUGCCAGAAAGAAACCUCUGCUCGUAGGGUACUGGGUCUGUUCAUUUUUGGUUUGUUUAUGUCCAGAGUUGCAGUUCAAAACGAGAGAAUCACCCCCUGUUUAAAAGCUAAAAGCUUCUAACUUCACAACAUUUGUUUUUUUGAUUUUUUAGAAAAAUGGAUUUGAACAGUUUUGCAUCAACUUUGUAAACGAAAAACUACAGCAGAUCUUCAUUGAGCUGACACUUAAAGCUGAGCAGGUGAGAUACAUGUAUAUAGUUAUUUCAGAAUACCUCAGUGGUUUGUUUUCCCAGGGUAGAGGAGGGAAUCGUUGGUGCUUUUUGCCUUUAAAAUUGGGGAAGCUGUUGCUCAUUUGGGGCCCUGUAUGUCAAGCAUAUUAAUUUUUAUGAUUUAUUUCUAUUUACCUAAAAUUAUUAUCAUAAGAUAGGCAGUGUUCUCACCAGGAUUUUUCCUUGGGGAGUCCCAAGGCCCCCUCUUCUGAGAAAUAGGGGCCCUGUAAGAACAUUAGGGGGACAAAGUUACAAAAAACACGCGGUACGAAGAACCUGAGCCCGCACUCCAAAUUGUCUGUUACAUGAAGUACCUACCUGAUCCAAUAUGGCGGAAGAGGUGUUUACGAUUCGGAGGAGGAGUUUACGAUGUAGUGGGACGUGCGUGGGACCAAUGAAAGUAAAGGCAACAAAAUUAAAGACUUUGACUCAUUUGAUAUCAUGUUUUUUAUUUAUUCAAACAAACAGAAUGCUUUAGUGUUAGGUUGACCAUUAAAACUACUUAAGUCCGUUUGACUCGUAGCUUGCCCCUGCGCCCUAACGGGCGCAUCUUCUUUGUUUUAAUGCACCAUUUCAGUUUUUCUUGCGGGAAUCCCGCAAGGCCGCGGCCUGGUGAGAACACUGGAUAGGCCAGUAAUUUUUAUUUUUAAAUUCAAUAUUAAUUGUUCAGUAAUGAAUAUGCAUGUGAGCAUAAUGCAGUGUAAUAUAUCUACCAUGAAUCAAUAAAUUUUUAUUAUAGUUAAGUGCUCUGACUUUCAAUAAAAGAUUGUUUCCCAUAAUGCAAUUGAACUGUGUUUCUUUGUAGGAAGAAUAUGUGGAGGAGGGGAUCAACUGGAGCCCAAUUGAUUAUUUCAACAACAAAAUUGUUUGUGAUGUCAUAGAAAGCAAGGUAAUCAUUCACCCAGUUAGGUUAAUAAGAGUCAUACAGUCAUGUAUUUCUCACUGUAGCAAAGUUUAAGUCCUUAGGGGCUGGUUGUUUAUUAACUCUGAGUGGGUUCAUUUGUUAGGGGUUAAUUUUCAGAUAAGAAAGUGUUACCGGAGGAAAGUAGGACUGUUAAGUAGUACAAAGCAGUAACGAACAUGAAUUGAAAUAGAAUAUAACAGCCGUGAAUAGUAAAUGCCGAUCUUAUGAACCAACUUUAGAUAAAGAAAGUGGUAAACUUUGGCACGAUUUGUAGCUAGAAUAUUCAUAGUUUCCACAGCAAUCGGAUGGGAGGUCACCUUCAGAACAUGUAAACUUUUCAGGGGGAUGUUUCUAAAAAGCUAGUCCUUGGGGGGUCGGUUUGAAGUCUUGUAAGCUUUCUCAAAAUGGCCAGCUCCCCUCAUGGGUUUUAAAGUCCAGCCCUUUAGUUUAGGUAGGUAGCUUGAAAUAGUCAUCCUCUGACUAACGAACCUGAGGCCGACGCUGCACUGAUUUAACCCCCCUCUCUGCAUCAGUGCUCCAUUUUAAGGGUAUUUGAAGCGACUUAAAGCUACACGGAAGGGAAGGAAGUUGAAAAAAGUAUUUUAGGUCACUUGUGGGAAACAAACUCAGAACCUCUUACACAGAAGUCUGUUUAGUAACCAGCUCUUUGAUAGAUUAUCAUAUAACUUUUUUUGUAGAAACCUCCAGGUAUAAUGUGUGUACUGGAUGAUGUCUGUGCUACAAUGCAUGCUGUUAGUGAAGGAGCAGAUGCCACUCUUCUUGAGGUAUUGCAAUAAAUUAAAAAUUCUUACUCAGUUAAUCUUUUCAGAAGGCAGAAAAACUGCAAAUGUUUCCCCACACUUAGCGACAUGAACAUUUAUAUAAAUUUUAGCAAAUUGUUAGACACAGCCAUGCAGAAUUCUUUUAGAAUGGCAUAAUUAUAAGUAGGUUACAGUUUUAGUCAGACAUACCAAAAACAUUGAUGGAUUUACUUUCCAUCGACCUUUAAUUUCUUUAAUUACUGUGCAAAUCUUUAAUUACAAAGUGAUAUUCUUCCAUGCACAUGAUAUCUUCAUGCAUGGGCAAAUUUUAGUUUAAGACAUUUUCCAAUGACAAUCUCUUAUUUCCUUUUCUACAGAUAUUAACAUGCUAGUUAAAGGGCACAUUUCCUGCAUCUCUAAUCUCUAUGUUAAUUUUGGUGGUUGUUUCUGCAGAAACUGAACAAUGCAGUUGGAACUCAUCAACAUUUUCAGGGUGUCAGCGGUGGUUUCAUAAUCCAUCACUAUGCAGGGAAGGUAUGUUAUGGUAUGGUAUGGUAUUACCUUGCCUCUAACUGGCACCCAUCAUUAUAACGCUAGAUUUUCUCAGGCUGGCAACUAUUCGAGAGAACAGCAGAGGAUUAAGGAUGUAUUCCUCUUAAUAUCCAUUCAUUAUCAAAACACAAAUUCAAGGUGUCAAUUUAUCGACAACCUUUCGAUAUUCUAUUGUUUGGGGAUGAUUAUGUUGUCAAAUUGUCAAGUAUUUUCCCUUUGAAUAAUCACCUCUUUUUACUCGCUAACACUGCAGCAACAAAAUUGUCAUGCUGAAGGAGGUCUAGUUAUUCGGCUUAUAACUAGCCUGUUAGCAAACAAAAGAAGAACAUGCUCACAUGCUAGCAUAAAACACCAACCCAGCAGCACAGUCCACCCAUUCCUCCCCUGCAUGCUUCAAGGCUGCUUGUGACUGGUAUCCAAUGAAACCUUAACAAACAGAUUUUCGUUUGAAUCAUUCCUAGGUUACUUAUGAUGUGAAUGGAUUCUGUGAGAGAAAUCGAGACGUGCUAUUUAAGGAUCUUAUAGAGCUCAUGCAAACAAGUGAAAAGUAAGUUGAAUUGUCAGAUAAUGAAUGUUCACGAACAAAGAAUGGAUUUCAGUCCAUUUCAUAUAUAUUGAUUUGCGGUUUUUCAAUAUAUUACCGUUUUCCUUUAAAGUCCCUUCAUAAGGAAUUUGUUUCCUGAAGACGUCACUGCAGACAAGAGGGGGAGACCCACAACGGCUAGCAACAAAAUCAAGGUGAAUUUUUGUUUUUUUUGUUUGUUUGUUUGUUUGUUUUUUUUUAUUUUGCUCUUUAUUUGAGUGUCAAUGUAUUUAGCACAAAAGUACUAAUUGGGGAACGUAUCUCACACUCUGUUAUGUAGAUCGAAGUCUGAAAAUGAACGGUUGAGUUUUUGCAUCUUUUUGAAAACACAAACCCAGCCUUAGAUCAUUUUGCAUGGUAAUUUUUUUUAAAAUUCUAGCUCAUUGCUCUGAUUAAUUAGAUUACUCACACAGUUGCAUUCCCCAGAAGUUUAAGAAUAAUUUUGAAGGUGUUAGAGAUAACUCUACUAGAGUAGAUGGGGUUUGAAAAGUGAAUACAGACAUCUACAUGUGCAUAGCUGGUCCUCAUUCAUGACUGGUACUUAGUGGAGGAGUACACAGGGCCGGUAACACGCUAAAUACCUUUAGAGCAUUCCCUCUUGUCCAGGAGCAAGAGAAGAGUGGCUAAGCCACAAGAGUUUUGUGUAAGUGAUGUACCCUGAAUGUUUUCGCGACGCUACUAAUGGUUUCACCCUGAAAUGACGUCUGAGGAACGAGCGCAGAAAUUCCAUACUGAUGACGUGUUACUUCUCUGAUCUGCGUGGUGCUUCUGAUUGGUUGAAGCAAAAUUUUAAUUAAUCAGAAGCACCACUCUGAUCAGGGUAAUGAUACAUCGUCGGUAUGGAAUUUCUGUGCAGGUGUGGCGUCGCGAAAUGUUGGCUGUUUUCUCAACCUGUGAGUGAUAAAGCUGCGAAACUUCAACACGAGAGACUGCUUAGAAGCUGCACACUGAUGGGCCCCUGUUUGCCCCCUGUUUGUUUCAGACUCAAGCCAAUCAACUGGUAGACAAACUGAUGAAGUGUACUCCACACUACAUCCGCUGCAUUAAACCAAAUGAGACCAAAAAAGCGCAUGACUGGGAAGGCGACCGAGUCAAACAUCAAGUGGAAUAUCUUGGGCUCAAGGAGAACAUUCGUGUAAGAAGAGCAGGUUUUGCCUACAGGAGGCCGUUCCAAAAGUUUCUUGAGAGGUACGAAUUCAAUUUUUAAAAAGACCACAUUUUUUUUUGUAAGACAUGUUUGUAAGAUGGGUCUCACCUGUGCGACAUCGAAACAUGUAUAAAUAAAAAAUAUCGUGAUCUUUCUAAAAAUCGCGAUUUAUUUACUGCUUCCUGCGCAGUUUCCGGUUUGGGUCACAGCCUCGCCUCUAUUGACAUCGGCCCUCGGCCGACACCGAAGAAUCCAGCCACUCACGAGAAAAAAAACCCUGGUACCCAGGGUAAAAACUGGGUGAAACAGCAAAACAAAUCGGCGAGCGAACAGAGCCGAGCGGUGGGCUUGAGAGGGGCAAAGUCGGAGCUAUGUGCCGUUAGGCAUUCAAUCCAUGCUAACAUGGACUUUCAACACGUACAUGGAUCGUGCAUAAAAUCUUGCGUGGAGAUGUUAUCAUAAUAAGAAUAAUGAAAAAGGUCUUAACAGUAUAUUGUUACGUCUCUUUGAAGAUAUGCCAUUCUCACAAAGGAAACAUGGCCUCGAUGGGCAGGAGAUGUAAGAAGAGGAGUAGAGCAUCUGAUGCGUGCUGUUAAUAUGGAACCAGAUCAGUGGCAGAUGGGCAAGACCAAAGUCUUUAUCAAGGCACCGGAAUCUGUAAGCAAUUCUUUAGUCGACUUAAGAAAAAUAUUUUUACGCAGGCGCGUGUUGGAUAUGAGAUGGUACCUGACAUGUACAAUGGAGGUCAAAGGAACUCGGCACAGUUGAGAAAACUGUUCCAAGCAAUUACAGUCAACUCUCUGUAAAGGAUUGCAACGACAAUUUUUAGCGCAACACGGUUGCGACAUUGUUUCGAAUGGUUGCAACAUUGUUCCACCAUUGCAACGCUGUGUUGCGCUAAAAUCGUCGUUGCGAAUUGUCUGUGUGACAUGACCUAAGAAGGACGCCCUUGGGACCGGCACUAUAUAUGUGUCUUAGAGCAAUGGCUGUCUUAUGGAGAGGCAAAUAAAGGGGGUAAAGAAAGGCAGCGACAAACUCCAGGUGUCCGUUUUACCAAGGUGUCCGUCUUAUAGAGGUGUCCGUUAAGACAAAGUUGACUGUAUAGCAUAGCAAAUAUCUGUAUCCAUCUUGCGUAAAUUCAAGAUUGUGGCUCAGAAAACACCUAUCUUGCUUCGACUUUGUUUCGGAAGGGAGGAGGGAAGAAGCAACUAAUAUCACGUUAACCUUUAAGCCCCAAUAUCCACAAACAAAUUCUCCAAACUGAUCUCUAUACAUUUCCUUACAGAAUUAGUUGGGAUUAAUUGAUAAAAGAUCAGAGAUUUUUCUCUUUGUGAUCAUUCGAUUAAUUCUCAUAGAUGUUGCACUUGACAAUCUAUGGAUAUUGUUAGGAGAAAAUUGAUGUUGGUCACUAUUGGGACUUAAAUGGUUAACUAGAUAGCCAACGAGGCGCGUGGCCACGUGUUGGCCAUUAUUAUCUCAUAUCCAACAAGCGUGAGUAACGUGAUUGUUUUUAUUAUUGUUAUAAACCAAGGACUUCGGAACAAGAUAAAUCUUACCAGCUGUACUUGUAAAAAACGGAAAGAGGCAAGAGACCUACUCGUGUUUUUUUUUAAUGCUACACAUCUAUCAAAACUUUUGCAUUUGUGUCGAUGGUCUGAGCGAAUUAAAAAAUAUAAAUAUGGGGGUAAAGAACUUUCAAAAACGCAUGAAGAUUCUCGGACUAAAACUGCUUGUCAGCUGAAAACCUCGUGCUGCGAUAAUCUUAACAACAAAAAAAUUGUGAGUGCCGAAAUUGCUUGGUGCAGUUCCAAACUCUCCCUGUGAUAGCAGUGUGUAUUUAAUAUACGGAAAACAAAGUCUGUCCACUGUACUUCAUUUACAGAAAAAAAAAAAUCAUUUAAAUUGUUCGCUGUUUCUAUUUUGUCAGCGUUGAGGAAUCAACGCUUUUGGUCCUGCUCUUGUUUGUGCCGAUUUCUCUCGUGACUUUUCCUUUAACUUUUGUGUCUUUAGCUCUUCCUACUUGAGGAAUUGAGAGACAGAAAGUUUGAUGGCUAUGCCAGGAAGAUCCAGAAGGCGUAUAGAAUGUACAAAUCAAGACAGUAUUUUGCUGAACUCAAACAACAAGGUUAGCGAUUCAUAGUAAUUGUCAACGAGCAGCCUCGCGAAGACGCGAGGCUGCAAGGCGGCAGCCUAAUAAAGCCGUGCGCGAAAGUUCCGAGACAGAAUGGAUCUUGAAUCGAUGUAACACAAGGUAGUGUAAGGUAACUUUUAUGACUAAUGCAGACAGAAUGCAUUGUUUUCGAGCGAACGCGUGAUACAGAACAGAGAAUCCACGAGCCGUGUGCGUGUUUGUGAGUCCCGUGUUCAUCCCGUCUUCAACCAGUCGUUAGAUGGAUUCAUUUCCGUCAUUUGCGUACAGCUGUCGCAUUUACCCACAUCAAACCUUUCUUGUAACAAAUGAUGUUGUUAACAGGUUUGAACGUGGGUGGUAAAACGCGCAACAUCGCUUUUCUGCAGCAACGUUGCAAGACAAGUUGCACGUUUUUUUGCUCGUUUUUACGCACAUAUUAAUCUAAACUUGUUUCUUUUUUUGAUGUUCUCGUUGUCUUUGUCUUCCUGACAUCUUAAACUCCCUUAGACCCUAAAAGUGUCUUGACUACAGUUGUCUUUGCGCUGUUUUCAUCAGUUCAAUGUGGUUUGCUUUUCAUGUGUUUGUUUUAGCAUCGGACAUUCUGUUCAACAAGAAAGAGAGACGGCGAGGCAGCAUCAACCGCAACUUUGUUGGGGAUUACAUUGGUUACGAUGACAACCCAGCACUGAGAAGUUUAGUCGGUAUGAGCUACUUGAAUCACAUCACAAAUUCUUGUGUUUCAAAGGACUUCCUGGAAGAGUUUUGUUGUCUCAUUUUACAUAUACUUACAUCAUUGUUUAGAAAAGCGAGAGAGGAUUGAAUUUGCUGUCACGGUGAACAAAUAUGAUAGAAGAUUCAAGGUGGGUUGAAAAUAACUGUCAGCUUUAAAGUACAUUAUUUGACUUCAAUUUAUUCUUUUGUAACAUUUAUAGUGUUUUUCCGUUUGUCAUAUUACAUUUCGUCUAACCUGCACUUUUUACAGGCAAUGAAGCGCGACCUUCUGUUAUCCAGCAAACACAUUUAUCUUAUUGGAAGAGAGAAAGUAAGUGUUCAUCAUUGUCCUGUUUGAAGUUGUCUUUUACUUGGAGAGUGAACUACUCUGGCUCCAUUGGUCCGUUCUCGAAAUACCUAGGAUGAAAUAAACCGUGAUUCCCAAGGGGGGACUGCGCAUAUGAAAGGGGUGGGAUGCUCGUCGGAAAUUUUGAAUUCAACCCCUAAAGGAGACCGAUCUGGGCGUGGCCCAAACUUUUUUUGACCUGUAAAAGAGACCAUGUUAAAACACAGACAAUAAAUAUAUAUUUUUUAUAUUUUUUCGCGUGCAACCCUGAACGAGACCUUCACGGCUAAAUAUGAUGGCGUUUUGCCCAGAACACCCUAAGUGAGACCAAAAUCCGAAAUUUACACCCCUAAGCGAGACGACGAGCAUCCCCACCCCUUUCAUAUGCGGAGUCCCUCCCCCCCCCCCCCCCCCCCCGGGCCGUGCUUACGGUUUGAGAAAGCUCAAGGAAUUUCAUAAGAAAAAUAACCUCUGGAACCCAGGGUUAUGGGUAAGAGUGAACCAGUGAUUGAUUUUAAUUUGUUUGGCUUUGUAAUCAGGUAAAGAAAGGCCCAGAAAAGGGUAAAGUUUACGAAGUGGUGAAACGUAAACUGGAAAUGAAGAGCAUAGGAUCUGUUUCACUCAGGUAUACACAAAUUUGAUACUCAAUAGUAAUCAGAGGCCACCCAGACAAUAACGUUCUACAGUGGAACCUCGAUAUAACGAGCCUCGUUACAGUGAACAAAUUGUGCCAGUCCCUUGGCACUUCGUUAUAUCGAGGUUCCACUAUAAAGAGUAUUUUCUCUGUGUCAUUUAUGAUGCCGUCUUUCAACUCAUCUUGAUAACAAGGCUAAAUUGCGUCUGUUAUCUGUUACUUUCGACGUGUAUUUCUCUGCUAACAGAAGAACAGUAGAAAUUCAACUACAGUGAAACCCCGCCUUACAGCCACCUCGGUAAUACGGUUACCUCGUUAUUACGGCCACUUUUUUGGCCGCCUGGAAAAACGGCCAUACAUUUUCUUGUAUAAAAAACCCUCGUUAAUACGGCGAAACUAUUUCACCACAAGCUGUCGCUCGGUUUGAAGCAAUGGUUUUUAUUUACUUAACGUUCCUUUUCAGCCCACUCCAAGAUGACUUUAUAGUUGUCCAUAUACCAGGGGAAUAUGACAGUGUUUUGGAAACUGUCUUCAAGACAGAGUUCCUGACUCUUCUUUCAUCAAAAUAUCAAGAUUCUACGAACCGCCAACUUAAAGUGGAUAUUAGCAGCAGGUAAUUCUUUAUUUUUGUUCGUUAGAACUGGAAUUAUUUCUUUUCGAGAAAGUUUUGGAGUUUUAAAUAAACCUGAUAUCUGCGAUGCUUGCUCUGUACCUAUUAGUCAUAGCGUAGAACGCUUCAACUUUUGAAAGCAAAAAUGAGCUUCGCUUUGGGCAAAAUUAUAUUCUAAUGAUCUACUGAAAGAGGCCUAACCGGAUGACUGAAAGGGACUGUGGCCACAGAAAAAUUGAUAAAUUUGCUGUCUUUGUGGAUAAAAGUAGUAAUACCACAUUACGUAAUUAUUGCAUCGUGCAAUCAUGGAAACAAGGGCGCGAGAUAGUGUGAUUAUAUGGCGCAAACUAAAAAUGUUGUACCCUUUUCUCUCAGUAACUGAUGUCACACUUCACACCCGGCUACCUGGCCACCUCAAGGUUCCACUUCAACAUAAAGUUCAUCCGAGUAGUAUUUUAAUCAUUGCAUUCUGAUCCAUCUUUUCUCAGCAUCACAGUUUCAGUGAAGAAGGAGGGCUGGGGUGGUGGAGGAACACGUACUAUUAGCUUUUCUUCUGGUAAUUCUGAUUUUCCAGUACUCAAACCUUCUGGCAAGUCACUCAAUGUCUCCAUUAGUCCUGGACUUCCUAAGGAUACGAGUAAGUCCUUUAUACGUUUACCUUGCACUGUGAAGUUCAGGCUCUGUUUCGCGCUUUAGUCGAAACACAUUAUCUGUAGGACAAAAAGGGCCCAAUUAUAGUUUGAAACCUUCACAUGUUUUAAGCCUCGCUCUGUGUAAGCAAUCAGACGUUUGGUUCUUCUAAGCUACUAGUUAGCACUCCGAUUUAAACCUGUUCGUGAUGAUGAUGUCAUAUUAGUUUGUGUCAUGGCUGGCAUAAGUGAACUAGCUAAGUUCUCUUUAAAACGCAAUCACCCGUUCACACCUAUCAAAUAUAUUUACUUCAACAAAAUCUUGUGCUUGAAACAUUUUAUCUUUCUUUGGUACAGACCGUUAAAUGUGAGCUGUAGACACUAAUUCUUCGUUUACUGCAGACCGUACUCAUGGCAAUAUUUCCCUAAUCCUGUAGUUAAAAGAGCUUUAAAGCGUGGAAGUGAACGUAGUACGAGAUUGACAAGCAGUACAGGUCGUUUCCACUCACGUGGUCAGCAGCUACGUAAAUUUAGAAAAGUUUUAUUCCCACUGGAUUUUUUGGGUACCCCAACAUGGCCGCCAUCUUUGUUUUGGUACACCAAUAUGGCCGCCGUGACGUCAUGUUAAAAAGAGUAUAAGAUUCUGGGAUACUCCCCACCUACUCCUCCCCUAACCUAACGUUAACACUAUUUUUUACUUUGAGCAAAAUGUUGGUUGAAGGGAGGGGUGGAUAACCAGUUUCCCAGUAUCUUAUACUGAUUCUUUUUUUUGCCCCCUCAGGACCGGGACGUCAAGCCCGUGCCACCUCAGGCCCAGGAAAACCUCGCAGAGCUGCCCCAGGCUACCCCAGUCAGCAACAAACAACUGGACAAAUGCGUCAACGUACAGCGUCUAGUCUCCAUCGUUUCGCUGCCACGCACAAGCAGCCAUCGUUGCCUCGAUCUGGCGCACAGCAUUUAGCACGAGGUCCUGCAAAUGUCAACAUUCAUGAUCAAGCAUUCAUGAGAACACCAGAGUCUGGAGUGUGCGGGUGAGUUUUUGUUGGUCAUGUGGAUGACACGUGAUAGUUCUGACAUAUUUCUGUGUUCCUUGCCGAACCCUCUGUAAUUUACAUUUCUUAUGUCUUUGCCUUAGACCAGAAACUCAUAAGGGGUUGAAACGUCUAACUCUCAUUUGUUUGCUUUGUCCGAUGCUCGUGAUUAUUCAUUUUCAAAAGUACCAUAUUUGGAACGAGAAGAAGAGAUAACUGACCAAUCAAACUUCGUAAGCGACAUGACGUAAUUUUACUUCAGGUUCCCGCGCCCGCUUGAAAAAAUGGCCGACGAACGGGGGAAAAACUUCCGAAAGCCGAGAAAGCUUUCAAAGGUUGAAACCAGGAAUCUUACCGAAACACUGAGCAGGAUAUUAUUGUCUUACCACCCGGGCCAAACAUAACAUCAUGAAACCCAUCACGUCCUCGCAGCUUCUUGAAGUUGUCACUUCAAAAAACGAUGCCUUGUUGAGCCUCUGCACGGUAAACUUAUACUGCAAAUAGGCUUUUAAAAUUCGUAUAUUAAAAGUCUAGAAUAAACAGUAAAAAAUAUUUCGAAUAAAAUUCAUUAGCUGCGUAUCAAAAAGUGUCGAAAACCUGAACCUGACAUCUUCGCAAAAAGUGAUGCGUGUAAUGAAUGUGAGAAGCAUUUAAGCUUAAAUUCAGCUUGGAUGUUGUAGCCACGAUCGUGUUUUGAGCUAAUUUUAUGUAUGAACAAACUCAAAACAAUAGACAGAGAAACCGUUUCUUGAAAAUUUUUAUACAAAAUCCAAAACGUUAAUCCCUUAAGGCAAUUCGGAAAACACUAUCUGGAUCGUGGAUCCGUUUACGCAAGUGAAAUCGGCUGAGCACAUGGCAAAAUUCAACACAAAAUCCAUUUCAAAUCGGGGCACAUUUUGUAAUUUUUCUUUAGCGCCAAAGAGAAAAAUUUAUAAAACGUCUAUGAAACAUUUAAAAAUACGUAAAUUCCCUUUCAAAAACGUAAUUGUCUUGGCCAUGGAGUGCAAAAUGUACCUGAAAAUUCAGCAAAAACUUCACCAGCUUGGUUGCAUUUCAAAACAUACGAUGCGCUCCGUCGAGAAGAAAACAAGGUUGAAUUCCUCGAAGGACGAUUUCUUGAUGAAAAGCUUCCCUUCCUCCACAAAAAGAAAGCUGAGCAUUCUUUUGAACCUUCUCCUUCCAUUUUUUGUCUUUUAACGGUGUAUUUUUAACCUUGAAAUGCAGAACUCUUGUCUGAAAACAUCUGCAUGGUUAUCGCGCGGCAGCCAUUUGUUGAAAACCGAUAUCUGUCACUAAGGUUUCCAAAUAUGGUAAAAGUGAAUAUUCACGAGCAUUGAACGCGAGUUACACGUUUCAACCCCUUAUGAGUUUCUGCUUAGACUUAAAUGACAGGUUUCUUGAUAGGCCAUGCACGCAAUAUGCUCGCAACAACUACAAAUUCAGACUAUUUAUCUUCCGCAACUCUACCUUUCCACUAUUUUCCAAAAAGAUAGAAAAACACACAGGAAAAAAUGGCCAGGAAAGAAACUGUAAUCUGUAUAUGCUUAAACAAGGGCUGCCAGAGUUAUGUGUCUCAAAACGGUUGAUUUUGCGGAAUAAUAUGUCAAACAACCUCUGUUGCAUUGCUCAGUCAGGUGAAUUUAAAGAUCAUGCCAGAGAGGAUAUGUCUCUUUAUUUAUUAACAGAACGUACAGUUAUAGUGUGUCAUCCACUUUAUAAGUUGAAAUAUCCAAGUAUUUGUAAGAUGUAAUAGACUCUAUUUGCUCAGUGCAAAUCUUGUAAUCUUAUGAGGACAAUUUAUCCUGAGUCGUUUCGGGAGCGAGGUCCUGGCAUGUGAUCUUAGAAUUUGGGUAAUAAAACAACACAGCGAGUAUGGCGAGUAAGGUCUUUAAAAAUAUAUUUUGAACCUCCUGGUUAGAAGGGUUAAGAAUGACACUUCCUGUUGAUAUCAAGUGUUUGAUAGGAGAGAUUGCUUCUACUUAGGCGCAGGCCAUGUCUGCACGAAUCCGGAUAUUGUUGAAACCGCAUAUAUUUUUACAGCAAUCGACCUUUCAUCCAUAAAAAAACCCAGCGAAUCUGUUCACCGAAAUCGCAUCUUUUUCAAACCGUUCUCCAGAGUGUUAAAGGCCCCAUUCACUUGAAUCCGGGGUAAAAAAAAUUAUGCGGUUUCAAACAUUUCAAGAUUGUUGUAGAUGUGGCCUGAGUGUCUGAUAGUAGCGGUUGUGCCAAGCUGAUUAAGCUGAUCUGCAGUGGUUUGUUUAAUGUUACGCCUUGUUGGGUGUGCUGUGCUUUAAGUGCUUUUGUCUGUGCUGUCUGUUGUAUUCGCACCAUCACUGAAAAUAAUCACAAUGCUUAAAAUGCAAUUUCUUGGAAAUCAUUCACUACUUACGCGCUGUCUUUAUUCCUAACUGAUCUGACUGAAAAAUAAAAAAUGCAUGUAUACCAAGAAACCGAAAAUUAUGUACCAGUAAAUAGGGCUUAAAACUGAGGAUAACCAUUUCUUUGUACUUUGUAAAUUAUUUUUAAAUUUGAAAAGAAAGUGAGAUUUAUAAGUUGGUGAAGGACAUAACAUUUAAUAUGUAAAAUCCACAAUUUUAACAAGUAAGCAUUCUGCACUCACAUCACUUUUAAGGCUCUGCCCAUAGUAAUUUCUGCUUUUGGCUGAAGCUGCUAGGUGAUUGUUUUAGUUUCUGCUUUUUCCCUUUGCCGUGGUUAAAAAAUCUAACUCUUCUAUGGUGCAUUUUUAUUAAAUUUACAACAUUUAAACCAUAAACAGAUUUAACCGCAUGAAUCCACCAGUCUCUCGGGCCACUAGAGCAACGUAUCCUGUUCCCAGUGGACGCCAACCACCCGAGUACCCUCACCAGAGGGGUCAUGCAGCGCCCGUGCAAUUUGGUACUGUCUCCCGUCACAGUGGAAUCUCAGAAGAGCUUGGCCCUGCGGUUUAUGGACAGUACAGAAAGGCAGAUUUUUACCAUGGACAGAAUGUGCAGUACAAUCCAGCCAGUUUGAGGCGCUCAACUGUUAGUGGUGUCAGACCAACCAGCUUGGACGAUAAUCAAGUGCAUAAUGUGCGGCAAAGCAGGGACAAGACGUUAGUGCGUCCCCGAUCUGUCAACCUAUCAACUCAGAAGGAAAGUUGUCACGAUUCCGCAGCUAGUGAAAGUAAAAUGCAGAGCGGAUUAAAAACUGUGCGUCGCCCACGCUCCGUAACCUUUUCGUUGCCAAAUGAAAAUGUUGACAGUUCCACAGCCACUCAGCAAAGAGAUUCAAGAAUGCAGCAGACAGCUGAAGCUCAAGACAGGCAGUCUGUUAGCCCAGCAGAGAAAGGUGGAUAUGAUAGGGCGAGAUACAAAUUAAACCAGUCUCCUAAACAGAACUUUUACAGGGCAAAUACAAUGCAGCAAACGGACACAGGGGACUACAACGGUAGAAAUGCUUCUUACAGAGUAGCAUGCAGUGCUUCAAACCGCCAAAAAGCUGCAGCCAUGUUGCAGAGGAGUGAAUAUGAGGUCAUGCAUCCAAUUAAUAACGACCAAACCAGUAGAACACCACCGGCGUAUUCAGAGGCUGUUGCCAGAUUACAGCAACGAACAGCGUACAGAUCAGAGUAUAGCCAGAACCACUCAACUCAACGAGAUGGCUAUGAAGAGAUGCAACCACUGCAUCUCAGCAAUGCAGCUCCACGCAGCUCUGCUGCAGCAACUCGACAGAAUGCUGAAUAUGGUAAUAUUAGUACUGGGACUCAACAAAAUGGUAUAUACAGUACCGCACCGAGCCAACAGUAUCGCCCUUACAGUACUGUCGCAACUCCUCAAGAGAAUGGUAUAUACAGUCAUAUUGCACCCUCACAGAGUUUACCAUACGGUAGAGCAACCACACAACAAAACCAGCCCCCAUACAGCAUGGCAGCCACCCAACAGAACGGUAUCUGCCUUAAUCCUCUCUACAGCACUGCAGGUGGCCACCAGUGCUCUCCAUACAGCACUGCAGCAGGCCAUCAGAAUCCUCCGUACAGUACUUCAGCAGGCCAUCAGAAUCCUUCCUACAGUACUUCAGCAGGCCAUCAACAUCCCCCCUACAGUACUUCAGCAGGCCAUCAAAAUCCUCCAUACAGUACUUCAGCAGGCCAUCAAAAUCCCCCAUACAGUACUUCAGCAGGCCAUCAGAAUCUUCCGUACAGCACUAAAGCAGGCUAUCAGAAUCCUCCUCGUAGUACUGCAGUUAGUCAUCAGAGCACCCCAUACAGCACCGCACCACCCCAACAGAAUGGUUCACUUAGUCGAACCGCAGUCCAUGAAAGUCCUCCUUACAGCACUGCAACAUCUCUACAUAACGGUGUUUAUAAUCGUGGAACAACUCAGCAGAAUCGCCCAUACUGUACCGCUACAACACAACAGAAUGGAACGUACUAUAAUCCUCAACACAACGCUAAGAACGGUUCCUAUGGUCAUGCGACAAACCAGUUGAAUGGAAUAUAUGAGUGCAUGGAAAGGCAGCAAAAUCCGCCAUACAGCACUGCCUCAGCCAAGCAGAAUGGUUUUCAAAACCAUGUAACAAGUCAGAAAAGUGAAAGCUAUUAUUCUCGGGACGCAGUCCACCAAAAUGGUGUAUUCAAUAAUCCAGAAACCCUGCAAAAUGGCACUCACAGUAAUGGCAUUCAUGAACACCAACUGGACAAUGGAUAUGACGGUUAUGACAGCAGUGAUAGCGAAUUUGAUGACUCGGAAAAUGAUCAUGCUUAUGAUUACGUGAACUUGAAAGAGUGGACUGGUGCCGAGCAUGGAACAACUAAUAGUGCCACUGACCAGGAUGUAUACAUUGAACAAUGUGAUAGGUGAGCUAACACUUUCAUCCAACAAUUCUGAAAAUUUAACUUAAAUAUCUAGUAACUUGACUAUAACCGUGAAAUGUAAAAUAUAUACUGUCUUAUUUGUCAUUUUAAUCCCUGAGUUGCUAAAUUAAACUUUUUUGAGCCCUGUAACAAUAUUAAGCUAAAAUCGACGUACACUGCUGUCUUUGGAUCUAGCUCAACAAAGUCUGCUUAUAAAAUGCAUUUUUAACCGGCCUUUUCUGAAUAAAGAGUUGAACAUGUAAUUCAUGCAGUACGUUAAAACUUAAAAUGUACAUAAUCAUGCUUCUUCUGGCAUAAAUAUGGCACUGUAAGGUGUAUUUGGUUGCGUAAUUCCAGAGCGUAGCGAUAAACGUUAACUUAGAUUGAAUUUUAUUGCAUGUUCAGAUUUUUUCCGAUAAGAAAUUUUAAACUUCUCUGCGGUAACUAUGUUGAUAUGUGGUCUUCGAAACUGUCAAAUCAAUUUAACACUUUCUCUUUAAUAGCCCUCGAGGUGUUUUCGGUAUUCGUGCCUUUUGCAACUCUGAUCUCCAUAAAAGCAUGCAAAAGACUAUCUCGUUUAUUGACCGCGUUGCUUGUUCUCUUAGACGUUGUGUAACCCUCUUUAGGCAUCUAAAUCCUUCCAAGCUACAACGGUUUCUAUAAUCUUUAUUCCUUCUUCAUUUUCCGUCUAACAAUAUGUUUUAACGUUCAGUAAAGUACUGUCAAAACGUUAUGCGAGCAUAAUGUUUCUCUUGAAAAAAAUCUCCAAAAAUUGCAAAGUAGUCAGUAGUAUAGAGAGAAUCGAAUUAUCUCCUUUGUUGAAGUGGAAUCUCAUUACUGUAAAGUCGAAUAAAUAAUCGUAGAUGAUACCAUCAAUAGCGGAGGUUAAGAUGCGAUGAUGUUACGCUAUAUUUUGUUGUGCCCAGUAUAAGCGGUUUGGCGGUUCGAUGCUGUCAUGAGUUUUGAUUGGUUGACUUAAAAUGUGAAAUUGGUUGAGUUAUUUAUAGACGGAAAAAGCGCGCCAACUCGUAUGUCACUUAAAAUCACUGAAUCGUAGCGUAAUUAUCCAUGUUUGAUUUCACGUCACAUUUAUUAUCCGUAGUUCCGGUUGGCUGGCUUGCAAGUUGGGCACAAUAUGAAAUCCAUGAAAAACUCGGCCUUCCUAGCGCAAAACAAAAAGUCUUUGUGUAUUUUUUACCUACCCUCACUCAUUCACACUCGGACUCCACCACCGCCACCACCACUCUGUUUUCCUUGUCUUCCCUCCUCUUCCUCCACCUCGUCUCCCUUUUGCGCCACCACCACUUUACUAUUGUUCCCCUCCUCCACCGGCCACCGCUAUCUCCACGUCUAUAUUUUCUCUUUCUUCUCCUCUUCCCCAUUUUGUGUAGUGUAAAUACAAACGACUGGAAAGAGCAAUAGAUUUGAGAACCAGGAGGCUGCUUUUUAAUCACCUUCGCCGGAAAUCAGUGUCCCGGAACUGUUGACAAUAAUCGCCACAGAAAACAAAACUUGCAUAAUAACGUUAUCGAUCAGUGACGUAAAGUGACAGGAGAGUUGGCGCUUAUUCCUUUUCGUCAAAGUAAAUCAGCACAAAAUGCAUCUCAAAUUUGUUGUAAGCCAAUCAAAGAUCAUGACAUUGACGUUUAAAAAUAGCUACAAUCCUGUCAAGCCGAUUAUUCUAGGCACACCACAGGCGCUUUCCAUUCAACAAAAAUUCCGGUUUGGAAUUUCGGAAAUUCCACGUACCCACUGGAGCGGUACAUUCCGGUUGCACAGUCCCUACCCAAGCCACCGCGCGUUUGGUUAUUGUUCUUGUAAGCAAGAUACAAAAGAGCGGUACUGGGAAGAACAAUUUUGUCAAAUGGAACGGGACAUUUCAGUCCGACCGACCGAAAUGACCAGACCGGUCAAAGUGGAUCUCCUUCAAAGCUGGUUCCGAAUAUUCCGGUCGAACCAAACCGAAAUGGCACGUUCCCUUUGAUGUACCAACCAAAAUUACCGGAGUUUUGGGUUAAAUGGAAAGCGCCCAAAAAAAAUACAAGACGUCGCCCAUCUUUAUUGGAAGCCCUUUUGAUGAUAUCGUUGGCGUUAAUUAUUCUACUUAAAACUAAUGGCAUUCCUCUUCAAAAAAGUGGAUCAUUCGAUCCCUGCUAUACUGCUACAAUCACUUGCAAGCUUCAAUUGAGGCACCGUGCACUAAAUAUUCUGCACUAUGUGUAUGUGAGUUCUUAUGUGAGCAGCUUAUUUAUGUGGCUUUCCUCAGAUUAGUGCUUGGUUUCGAUUUUCGCAGCUUUCGUUCAUCAAAUCUUACAAUAAAGUUCUCAAAUUCAAAAGCUGUAAUGUUUGACCCUUCAAACAAAAGCCAUCCGGGUAACACUUUGGGUAAAGGUUAACGAGGGUGGUUACUUGCUUACCAUUUUACAUCGGCAAACCAUUCGGUUCACGGUUUAGGCAAAUGGUAAGGAAAAUGCAGGACUGAUAAAUUUCAUUCUGGCACAAAUCAUGUUUACCUUUUACCACAAAACGGGUGCGAAAUUUCCACGAAUUUCCAUGAGGAACAUUCUGUUCUGAAAUGUACCUACUUGUAGGGUAUAGAUUACAGUUUCCAAAAAAAACAGUUUGUUUUUUUUUCGAGAUCGACGAAUCCAUGGCAGCACGGUGAAGCCAUUGCUAUUUUUGAAUUGUACCGACUUCAAGCGAUUUUUAUGAGAAGUUUUCGAGCGUUUUUGAAAUUUUGGAUAGCUUUCACGAAAUGAAUCAUUGACAACGCUCUCAGCGUUCAAGAAACAGACAUUUACUCCGUCUUCAGGAACUGAACUUUGGCCUCGAAUUGGUUUUUAGUUGUUUAGAGUAAAAAAAAUCAGGUAAAGAAAUCGCUUCACCCAAUUUCCAGUAAUGUGAACGUAAUCAACAGUUACGCUUUACCUUGUAUUGAAGACAGCUGUGGUAUUGUUUUUGCAGCAUCGAGAGGAUUAACUCCAAGAAGAAGUCACAUUCGAGGCGGCCCCCAGCUCCCGGAAAACCCAAGUUAAAACCAAAGCCCACUCCGUCCCUACCGAGAUGCAAGACGAUUUAUCCUUAUGACGCGACAGAUGUCGACGAAUUGAGUUUUCAACCAGAUGAAAUCAUCGAAAUUAUUAAAGAAGGUAAGAUACCUAAAUCUGCUUCUCCACGUUUUUGCUGCGCAAGUGUUAUUCUCUACAGGUGGCCAACGAGCUGUCUUUGAUUUAAACAUGGUUAAUAACUGCAAUGGUUUUGAAUCCCGUCAGACUUAUUAGUCUCGCUUGGGUAAGCAGCGAGACUCAUGAUCUGCAACGCGUUUUUCGUCGUAUUUAUGACACAAAAGGGGGGGUCUUUGUGCCGGACCUUCCUUGCGGAGACCGUGGAAACUGGGACUAAGAAUCGUUGCGUGAUCGAAGCCACGCAUGUUUUGCGAAGAAAGCUUAGGAAAAAUUAAAUUUAGAGCUUUUCCGAAACGUGUCGGUCCACGAAUUCUAUCGCUUGAAAGCGUUGAUUACUUUGGAACAAGUGAAUACUAGUGAGUAGUGGAAAAGCGAGACUGACGGCCGCUGUAAGAACGUUAUUGUUUGUUAGACCUUUCUGUUGGAGCGAUUUUGCGCUCAGUCCGUGAAAUAGGUAGUGGACUAAACGCACUAUUAUGUGCUAAUUCAGUUCAUUGUCUACUUUUCUUUCUCUAUUUGGCAUUAGUCGUUAUAAAGUAUCUGUUUUACGGGUUAAUUAAAAUCAUUCUAGCUUCUGUGGACUUUUACCGUGCGCAGCCUUCAAUAGUAUUCCUAUCAUUUUUAACUGACCAAUGGAAACGUCUCAUUAAUUUAUGUAGUCGCUGAAUUUUUGAAGGACAAACAAUAAAUUGUGGACGGCCAAGAGCUCCCAACGUUACUUGCGGCACCGUUUUUUUGUUUUGUUUUGUUUUUUUGUUUUUUUUUUUCAUCUUUGACGAUUGUAAACUGUCAUAACCAGUCUUUUCUACUACGAUAAACCGAAAGAAAGCCUAAAGGGAAUUGACUGAAAAUAACUAUAAUGCCACAAUGUGGGUUUUCAUUCUCUCAUAGAUACUUGCGUUUAAAUUGGCCCGUUAGAGGUGGACUCGCUUGUGUAGUACUACAUUGAAGUGUUUUCUGUUACUUUUAUUCACAGAUCCCUCUGGAUGGUGGACGGGCAGACUACGUGGCCGUGAGGGACUGUUUCCCAGUAACUACAUUGAAAAGAUUUAAUAGCGAUUUUAUCCCAUUGUAAAUAAUUACUCCACGAGAUCUUGCACGUAGGCACAGAGAGCAGAGGAGUUAUCUUUGAUCCUUAUUUUCAGUUUAACUCGCGGUUCAACUCUACAAAUGAUAGUGUCCUGCGAUCGUAAACAAAAGCGACUGUGGGCUCUUUUAAAAAACGGUAAAUGCUUUGCAAAUUUAUAACGCCGCUCGAACGGAAACAAGGGGCGCCGUCUUCAAAAACUAGUUCACUUGGAUCACUAAGUGUGGCUUUCUUUUUUCCUCGUGUAAGCAUAUCUUCUCUGCUCCCUGUGUAGUAGGAUGAUCAUAGUAGUACUCAUGUGGCACUUUUUAAACUCGGUGAUGUCGUGUUAAGAGGCAAGGGUGAUCUGAAUGUGUAAAAUGUUUUCAUCAUAGUAUUUUAAUGUCUGAUUUUAGUAAUGUAAUAAAGACGACAGAGUGGUUUAUAUUUUAGUGAAAAGGCAUGUUAGGAAUAGCUAAAGGAAGUGUGGAGUUAGUUGUAGCUUCUCAACUUUUAGUUUCCAAUGAGACUGAGAAAUCUUUACAGUGUGCAUUUAAUUAAUUAGGUCACUUACGAAUCCGUUAUGGGUACACUUACGUGUGUUGCAUGGAACGCACUUAGCACUCUCGUAAGUUACUGUUUUACGUGGUAACUUACGGGCUACUUAAGAGCGCGCGUAACCUUGAUAUAGUACUUUAUUAAUCAUUCACUCUUUUUUUUUAAGCUAACCAUCGGUGAGUGUAAAGAAAGUUAAAAGUCGUCAGUUUCCAAUACUUUUAAGCCUCUCAAAAAAUGAAAUUUGCAUGCAAACGUUAUUUUUCUCCAAUAUCUACUGAAAAUGAUAGUUCUUCUUCUUUUUUCACAAAAGUGUACAUCAGAAGUCAACAAAGCGCAUUAGAACGAAUUACGUGAAGAAAAAUACUUUUUUUCACUUCUCAGUAAAAGAUCUCGUUAAAUUUAGUAAAAACAAUAACGAUACGGGACUUACAUAGGUCCCGUAAAUGUACGUACUAUUUUUCCCGUAAAAAAAGUUUUAUGCAACACCCGCAAUUUCUGUUACAUAAACGACACUUAAGUGAACACUUACGAAAAUCGUAAGUGCAACCACUUAACUGAAUUCCCUAAGAGGACCACUUAAGUGAUUUCAUGCAACUGACUUAAGUUACGAGUGCGCGUACGUGUACCCGUUGUUGUUACGGACGUUUUAUGCAACCGGGCCCAGGUCUUGGCAGUCGACCUUUUUUUGUGUCGUACUUCAAAAUCUCAGCUACGUAACAUCGUAAAUCACGCUUGUAUGCAAGUUGAGAUAAACUUGAUAAAGCACUUUUUAAACUUGCUUGAUUGCAAACUGUGAUGUUUUAUAGUUUUUGACCAUCUAUGCUUCCUUUUGGCCUUUCAAAUUUUACCUGUAAAUUUUAUGUUUAUAAUUAUCACUUUGUUUACAGUCGUAAGGGGCUUUGAUGCCAUUAUUGCAGUCAGUUCUAUGACCGUUCAAAAUAAAACGUUGAAGUUGUCACUCGUUUGUCACCCCGCCGUUUUCACAUAUUUCCUUCGUUGCACUCAGGCCCUGUUCGCACUAAGCAAAAUUUGUGUUUAUUUGGCGUAGUGCUAACAGGGCCUUAAUCAUAAUUUUGGUGAGAAUCAUAAUUUUGGUACAGAACUGAAACGACCGUAAUAACCGGGAUUGAGGCGUCUCUUUUCGAGUAAAGAAAACCUUAGAAGGAACACAAACAAAGAAAGAUUUCUUUUCAAGUGCAACAUUUGCUCGCUCAAAGAAAAAGCAAUCAACGUGGGGACUUAUUUAAUUAUUUGAAUAUUAGUAAUGUAACAAAUUUCAAAUAAAGUAAAAUCUUGGUCUUACAGUC